AUGGCACAAUCAGCUGACCAAUUUAUUAGUACAGCGUCACGACUCAUUCCUGAGUAUGACGGAACUGCAUCCAAUCUACAAAGUUUCCUUGACGGUAUCGAAAUGGUCGAUGAGUUAAAAGGAGAACAUGAAAGAUUGGCAGUUACUUUAAUAAAAACUAAAUUAAAAGGUACAGCUAGGCAAAUAAUAACCACCGAAAACUCGAUAUUAGCCAUAAUAAAUGCUUUAAAAACAAAUAUCAAAGGAGAAUCGGUUGCAGUCUUAACUGCUAAAUUAAUGAAUCUCCAACAGAAGAACAAAACUGCCAACCAAUAUACUAAAGAAGUUGAGCAAUUAACUAAAGCAAUUCAAGGUGCUUACAUUUCGGAUGGGAUACCACCAAAAAUAGCUAUACAAUAUUCAACUAAGGCAUCUGUAGAUGCAAUGGUUAAAAAUUGUACACUUCCUGAAGUCAGACUAAUUAUGAAGUCAGGCCAAUUCAAUAAUUUGAACGAUGCGGUACAAAAAUUUGUAGAAAGCUGCACGGAUGCUACUGGCCGGACAGACACUGUUCUAUUUACACAGCGUCAAAAUACAAAUAAUUAUCGCGAAAACAAUCGCGUGAAUGGAAAUUUUAGAGGUAGAGGAUACUACCGAAAUAAUAAUUACAAUAGGCAGAGACAAUACAAUAACUCUAAUCAAUAUGGAAAUCAGCGAGGACGCGGAAAUAACCGCAGGAUCCAACAUAAUGUUAGAAUAACUAGUACUAAUAAUGGUACUAACCAAAACAAUAUUGGUUCGGAAAACCUGAACCAGCCUCUGAGAGAUUAA
Messenger RNA from Teleopsis dalmanni, 810 nucleotides. Its product is annotated as homeobox protein 4-like. The transcript has a single exon. Lineage: Eukaryota; Metazoa; Arthropoda; Insecta; Diptera; Diopsidae. Bases 1 to 810 code for a protein of 269 amino acids. The record is from RefSeq and is a predicted model, not a curated record.